GCGGUUCGUGCUCUCGAGGCAGUGCACACUACACAGUGAACACUAACCACUGCACAGCCAGUCUGUCAGGAGCAGCGCGGGUUCAGACUCGACUGAAGAGAGAGAGACAGAGAGACCGUGAAAGAGUUCAGAGGCCCCUGCUGUCACCCAGCCUGCACCAUCGGCUAUAAUGAGUGCCAAAUCAGCCCUCAACAAGGCGCUCUUUAUCCCGAAUGAUGAGAGGCUGCUGGCAGCCGUGCAGGUGAAGAGGAGGACGAAGAAAAAGAUCCCGUUUUUAGCUACCGGAGGCCCUGGUGACUACACCACAUUCGUUUGCUUAUCAGUGACCAAUAAGAAGCCAGCGCAGGUGUUCCUCACGAAGGUGAAGCAGUUUGAAGGCUCGUCGUCUUUCGUCAGGAGAUCACAGUGGAGCAUCAGUCAGCUGCGGCAGGUCAACGGCAUCGACUCCGUCCGAGAUUGCCCAGAGUUUGACUUGAUAUUUGAGAAUGGAUCUGACCAGUGGACUGCGGGUUCAGCUGGAGAGAAGUGCAUGUUUGUCCAGAUCCUGCAUCACACGUGUCAGCGGUUCAUCCCCGAAAGAAAACCGGAGUUCAUCAACUGCUCCCCCAAACUGCUGGGAGGGAACAGUAUCCUGCACGAGGCAGCAGACAGUGUGAGCAGCGCGGUGCAGAAGGCCAGUCAGGCGCUGAACGAGCGCGGCGAGAGACUGGGGCGCGUCGAGGAGAAGACGGGACAGAUGAAGAACAGCGCACAGCAUUUUGCCGACACUGCACACAAGCUUGCCAUGAAGCACAAGUGUUAAGCCUUUGCCGCCUUUGCCAUACUUUUGGAGAAUCUGGUACAAAUUCCUUACCCCUGCUCCCCCUCUGCUAUCAGAGAGCAUUAUGGGACGUGCGUGAAGUAUCAUAUGAAGGACAGUGUGUAUCAACACGGCUGAGGCCUUGAAAAGAUCAUGCCUCCUCUACACAUGGAUGGGAUACUUGUCACUGCAAGCUUAAACGAAGCCUUACUCCUGUGUCCUCACUCGGACUGACCUUAACUAGCAUUUUAAAAGAUUCAUACAAAAGAUCUACAAUAGUUUCAAGGUUCAAAUGCCUGUUGAUAUAUGAUAUCCCUUCUUUUCUGUUUGCUUGAUUGUUUUAACCUAUUGAGUGUGAGAUAAGUGCCAUCGUGAAAUAAUUUCAGUGAGAUUAUUAGAGAAAUAUCUAUUUUCUUUUGUAAAAAUCCUUCUAAAGCGUUUGAAAAGAAAUAGCUUUUUUAGCAUUUUGCUGAUUUAUUUUUACUACUAAAAAUAAAGUUCUGAUGUUAAUUUUAA
Molecule: messenger RNA, 1315 nt
Organism: Carassius carassius (crucian carp)
Lineage: Eukaryota; Metazoa; Chordata; Actinopteri; Cypriniformes; Cyprinidae
Gene: stxbp6
Product: syntaxin binding protein 6 (amisyn)
Exons: 6
Coding region: 170-802 (210 amino acids)
Biological process (GO): Golgi to plasma membrane transport; exocytosis
Cellular component (GO): plasma membrane; exocyst
Molecular function (GO): phosphatidylinositol-4,5-bisphosphate binding
Source: RefSeq, a predicted model, not a curated record